UCCACGCAGGGAGCAGAGACCCUCAUCACCCCUCUCCCCAGCAGGGGGAAGGGUACGUUACAGUCUAGAGAAGCUUGGUAGUGGGGGGACCAGGCCCAGCUGAGGGUGCGGUUGAGGGGGUGCCCUGAAGACCAGGAGGGUGGGAAAGGCCACCAACUCGGGGAUUCAGUGGUUAGCCAGGCCCCCCGCCAGCCACCACCCCCAACAGCUUUCUAUAGGGUGUCUCACUUUUCAACCUGAAAGGCCAGCCAAGGAGUAUUGAGACAUUUGAAGGAACCCUCUCAAAGAAACAAAAGAGGAAUUUUGGAGGAGGAGCAGCAAUACAGGGAAAGAUAAAAACUUAAAAAAAUUCACAGUAAUUACUAUCUUCCCAAGGAGGAGAGAUGGUAUUAUGCUGAGAAAGAAACAGUAUGAGAAUGACAUGAGGGAACAAGAAAAAGAUCCUGGAGAUAAAUAUGAUGAUAAAAUAGUUUUAAAAAUAAUAGAAGUACUGGAAGGUAAAGUAGACUACAAAGAGACAAUUGGGAGAUUUACCCAGGUUAUGCACCAUCUGAGCUCUGGAGAUGCAGGAAGGAAGGGGAGGGAUGAAGGGUCCUGGCAUCCGUGAUGAGUCUUCAGACGGAGAUCUGUGGCACAAUGAAUGGAAAAAACCCGCACAGAGGGUCCUCACUAUGGGACCUCACAGUCCACGGGAGAGAAGACCACCCUAGAAGCCUCCCGAGAGAAGAGCCUGAUUCUGUACAAAGGACUGUGGGUCCCAACUGCCCUGGAUGGCUCAGCAUGAGUUUGGGACAUCAGAAGACAAAGAAGAGAUGCCUUUAGAGUUCUGAAAGAAAUUAUUUCUAGAAUUCUCAUCCUCAGUUCACUCAGUCAUGUCCGACUCUUUGCAACCCCAAGGACUGCAGCACGCCAGGCCUCCCUGUCCAUCACCAAUUCCCAGAGUUUAUUCAAACUCAUGUCCAUUGAGUCGGUAAUGCCAUCCAACCGUCUCAUCCUCUGUUCUCACCCUACGUACACAAUUAAUUGAGGCUGGUAAAGAAGAAGCUUCAAUCAAAUGAGGGAGUUAACCAAGAGGGGGCCGUGGGACCUAGGGAUGGGGCUCUGAGAGAAGCCUGGGGAGCCCGGGGCACCACAGACCCAGGCUGGGGCAGGAGAGACACAGAGCCACAGCCCCAGGGAAGAACAGAGGCGACGGGUGGUCAGGGUGGAAAGGAUUCUUAUGGUGUUUCCAGAAAUCAUGAGGCCGAAGGACUGACUGUCAGAGAAACUUGAGCAAAGCACAAAAAAAGAAAAAGGAAAAAAUAGCUGAAACAAUUUUUAAUUCCAAGAAAAACAAAUAGUUGUCCAAGAAAGGAAAUUAAUCAUAGUACACUCUGUGCUUUAUCUGAGAGCAGUGUUUACAUAGUUGUGAUGCUGAACUGAAUAUGGACUUGACCAAAGUCUGUGAUGUGAGCCCUGCUAGAGGAGUGGGGCUGAGUGACAGGCGCAUUUAAUGCAGACUUACCGAGCAUGCGAUGUCAACUGCUGCGCCUUCACUGCGGUCCCCCGAGGCGGGUGGCUGACACAACUUCCUGACAGUCCAGGAAACCGAGGCCCAGAGAGGUGAUGUGGUUUGCUUAAGGUCACACAGCUGCCGAGGCCACUGUGCUGAGUCCCAGGCCGGCAUCCUUAACCUCGGGGGCCCUGAAGAAGGAAGGAACACUGAGAGGUGCGGUUAACGUCAUGCCCGGGCCAGAAUGUAAACGGAGCACUACUGAAACCGGAGCUCCCUGUGGUACCGAAGACAGCUCUGGCCGCCUGGCCCCCGUGUUCGUGUACGGGACGCUGAAGACGGGCCAGCCCAACCACCGGGUCCUGCUGGACGGUGCCCACGGGUGCGCGGCCUUCCGGGGCCGGGCCCGCACGCUGGAGCCCUACCCGCUGGUGAUCGCGGGUGAGCACAACAUCCCACGGCUGCUGAACCUGCCGGGCCGCGGACACCGCGUGUUCGGCGAGGUCUAUGAGGUGGACUUACGGAUGCUGCGCUUCCUGGACGAGUUCGAGAGCUGCCCCGACAUGUACCAGCGCACCCGCCUGCACGUGGCCCUGGAGGGCGCACGCGCGCCCCUGGAGUGCUUCGUCUACACCACGGCCACCUACCCGCCAGAGUGGGUCCACCUGCCGUACCUCGACGAUUACGACUCGCAGGGGAAGCACGGGCUCCGCUACAACCCGCGGGAAAACAGAUGAGCCCAGCAGGCGAGGGAGGCUGGGGACCAGCCCCGAGGGGCCGCGCUCGCUGAACGAGGGCACGAUAACGCCCCUGGAAACCUGUACUUGAAACAAACACUCGAUCUGUCGGGGGUGGGCGGGGGAGAACACCUCUUUUUCAGUGGCAGCCAAUUUCCCAAAUAAUUUGGAGGUACUGAUAACAAGACUGUUCCUGAAAUCUGUCUCACUAUGCUGCUUUCUUGCUUGCUGCUUAAAGAGCAUCUUGGGUUUGAAUGUACUGGAUGAGAAAAACUCAGGACUUUAAUUCCCCUAAAUGAUAUUUGAAAACUCAUGUUAUCAUGCUUUUCUGAUUAUGCUGGGUUUUUCUUUUUCCUUGCUUUGCUCUGAUCUGAAGAUAACAUUUAAAAUGAGUAUCAAGUCUGUGUGACAGCUAGAUUUUAACAGCCCUGCCGUAUUCAUCCUGACCUGUAGCACUGAGAAAAGAAAAAAUUUUAAGCUGAUUUAAGACAUCUUAAUGUAAUAAAAGAACCUCAAGAAACA
Molecule: messenger RNA, 2751 nt
Organism: Bubalus bubalis (water buffalo)
Lineage: Eukaryota; Metazoa; Chordata; Mammalia; Artiodactyla; Bovidae
Gene: GGACT
Product: gamma-glutamylamine cyclotransferase
Exons: 3
Coding region: 1723-2229 (168 amino acids)
Molecular function (GO): gamma-glutamylaminecyclotransferase activity
Source: RefSeq, a predicted model, not a curated record